UGCGGGCAGGUGGCGGCUCUGGCUCCACUCAGCGCAUCCCGCUCUGUGAGGCAGACAUGAGGGCGGAGGGCAUGUCCUCUUUCCUGGCUCUGGGGCUCCUGGUGGCUGGACUGUGCUCCAGGGUCCACUGCGUCCCAGCGGAUGACCUUGCCUCAAAGAUUGUGACCCUGAAGGACCAGAUCAAGAAGCUGCCAGCGCCCAACACCGCCGUCGUCUCCAGCAACACCGACUUCGCCUUCAGCCUCUACAAGCAGCUGGUUUCUUUAGACCCCAGUAAGAAUGUCAUCUUCUCCCCGCUGAGCGUCUCCAUGGCCUUGGCCUUCCUGUCUCUGGGGGCCCGAGGCCCCACCCUGACAGAGCUCCUGGAAGGCCUCAAGUUCAACCUCACAGAGACCCCUGAGGCAGAAAUCCACCAGGGCUUCCAGCACCUCCUGCAGGCCCUCAGCCAACCCAGCAACCUGCUGCAGCUGAACGUGGGCAACGCCAUGUUCAUUGGUGAGCGGCUGAAGCUGCUGGACAAGUUCGUCCAAGAGGCCCGUGAGCUGUACCACUCCGAGGCCUUCUCCAUCAGCUUUAAGGACUCCGAUGCUGCCGUAAAGUUCAUCAACGACUAUGUAAAGAAUAAGACCAAGGGGAAAAUUGUGGAUUUGUUCAAAGAACUUUCCCCGGAAACAGUCCUGGUUCUGGUGAACUGCAUCUACUUUAAAGCCCAGUGGAAGAUGCCCUUUAAUCCCAACUUUACCACGGAGGCAGAUUUCCACGUGAGCAAGAACAGGACGGUGAGGGUGCCCAUGAUGGGCAUUAUGGGCCGGACCGUGCCCUACUUCCGGGACAAGGAGCUGGCCUGCACGGUGGUGGAGCUCCCGUACACCAGCAAUGACAGCGCGCUCUUCAUCCUCCCUGACGACGGCAGGAUGGCGGCCGUGGAAGCCAAGCUGCUCCCAGAGACGCUGAGGAGGUGGAGAGCCUCCCUGCACCCCAGACGGAUAACUGCCCUCUACCUGCCACGGUUUUCCAUCUCUGGGGACUAUACGCUGCAUGACAUCCUUCCCCAGCUGGGCAUUAAGAAAGUCUUCAGCCGCCAGGCUGACCUGUCAGGAAUCACAGAUCAAGUGCGCCUGCAAGUUUCCCAGGUGGUCCACAGAGCUGUGCUUGACGUGGACGAGGAGGGCACGGAAGGAGCUGCUGCCACGGGAAUCGGCAUACAACCCACAUCCCUAGUGCUUUUGAUGGUGCGUUUCAACAGGCCCUUUCUGUUUUCCAUAAUUCACAAAGACACCCAGAGCAUCAUCUUUUCAGGGAAAGUCACCGACCCCAGUCAAGCCUAGAGCUCCCCUCCAAGUGCCAGGUCUCCUCAUUAAGGAGCUGGGUGCCCUGGUCCCUGGGGCAGCCUGGCACCACCUGCUCACCCUUGGGAAGGUGACAGUCGCCCUCUGGAGGCUCCACACACACAGGGGUCUGCGCCCUGCUCCGGGGAGGCUCUGAGACCUCCCACAGCAAUAAAGCAUCUUUCUGAGCUGGA
Messenger RNA from Phacochoerus africanus (Common warthog), 1522 nucleotides. Its product is annotated as serpin A3-5-like. NCBI's taxonomy places the organism in Eukaryota, Metazoa, Chordata, Mammalia, Artiodactyla, Suidae. Gene Ontology annotation, molecular function: serine-type endopeptidase inhibitor activity. Bases 57 to 1328 code for a protein of 423 amino acids. Gene Ontology annotation, biological process: negative regulation of endopeptidase activity. The record is from RefSeq and is a predicted model, not a curated record. The transcript is spliced from 5 exons.